AUGCUGCUUCUCCUGCACCUGCUGCCUGCCAUGCUGCCCACUACCACUCUGGCUGGUUGCCCUGCAGCCGGUGCUGACCGGCACCUCAUUCUAGCCAAGGUGCGGGCUCAGGUGCUGGAGCAUCUGAGCCCCCCAGAUCUUCAGGAAGAGCCCCAGAAGGAAGCACGGAGGGUGCACAGGAGGGACAUCAUUGAAAAUGCUGAAGUUGAGCCAGAGGAGCUGGAAGACACCUCCCAGGUGAUCCUCUUCCCUUCCACAGAUGUUCCCUGUGAGCCCGUGCAGCCAGACAGGCUGCUGGAGGAAGAAGGGAUUUUCACCUACCUCUUCCAGCCCUCAGCACACACCCUGAGCCGCGUGGUGACCUCUGCCCAGCUCUGGUUUUACACCGGUCCGUCAGCUGCCCCCAACCACUCGGCCCCUGAUGUGCUGACCCUGUCACCACAGGGCCGAGUGUCAGUGACAGCCACGGUGGUGCAGACACCCGAGCACUGGACAGUGUUUCACCUCACCCCAGAGCUGCUGUCCCAACUCUCACAGCCGCUCUUUGUGCUCCUGGUACACUGCCCUGGCUGCCCCUGCCUGGCUGAGGGGGAUAAGAUGCCCUUCUUGGUGGUCACCACUCGGGCCAAGGGUAGUGAGAGGGCUCGUCGCUCGGCUGUGCCCUGGUCCCCAGCUGCCCUGAGCCUGCUGCAGCGCCCGUCUGAGGAUCUGGCUGCCCACACCAACUGCCGACGGGCUUCUCUCAACAUCUCCUUCGAGGAGCUGGGCUGGGACAAGUGGAUUGUGCAUCCCAGCAGCUUCAUUUUCCACUACUGCCAUGGGAACUGUGCCGAGGGCCAUGGGCUGAGCCACCGCCUGGGUGUACAGCUUUGCUGUGCUGCCCUGCCCGGCACCAUGCGCUCACUGCGCGUCCGCACCACCUCCGACGGUGGGUACUCCUUCAAGUAUGAGACUGUGCCCAACAUCCUGGCCCAGGACUGCACCUGUGUCUAG
This is a messenger RNA of Indicator indicator, 993 nucleotides long. RefSeq names its product inhibin subunit alpha (gene INHA). Gene Ontology annotation, molecular function: growth factor activity; cytokine activity. Gene Ontology annotation, cellular component: extracellular region. The record is from RefSeq and is a predicted model, not a curated record. The transcript is spliced from 2 exons. NCBI's taxonomy places the organism in Eukaryota, Metazoa, Chordata, Aves, Piciformes, Indicatoridae. Gene Ontology annotation, biological process: SMAD protein signal transduction. The coding region runs from base 1 to 993 and encodes 330 amino acids.